Messenger RNA from Cololabis saira (Pacific saury), 3867 nucleotides. Its product is annotated as E3 ubiquitin-protein ligase RNF19B. Bases 567 to 2528 code for a protein of 653 amino acids. NCBI's taxonomy places the organism in Eukaryota, Metazoa, Chordata, Actinopteri, Beloniformes, Belonidae. Gene Ontology annotation, molecular function: ubiquitin protein ligase activity; ubiquitin conjugating enzyme binding; zinc ion binding. Gene Ontology annotation, cellular component: ubiquitin ligase complex; cytoplasm. Gene Ontology annotation, biological process: positive regulation of proteasomal ubiquitin-dependent protein catabolic process; protein polyubiquitination; ubiquitin-dependent protein catabolic process. The transcript has 11 exons. The record is from RefSeq and is a predicted model, not a curated record.
CAGCAAAACCAUCAGCCUCGGCUGAAGGCUCUCCUCCUUCUCUCCUCCUCUCCUCCUACUCUCCUCUCCUUUCCUCUCCUCCUCCUCCAUCCAUCCGCGCCCCGCAGCGCGCAUCUCCUGACCAGCACGCCAGCAGCUCAGCUCGCCCCCUCCUCUUGCACAUUUGUCCAUCCUUUAUGCUCUCCGAAGAGGAGGAGGAGGUGGAGGGGGAGAUUUCUCUGCUCCUGUUUGGUCCUGGAGGGGAGGAGCCACUUUUAGUCGCUGGUGCGUUGCGAAGAGACGCCGCUGCACGGGGAGGCUUAAGGACUGCUGACAGUGGAAAUGAGACCUACAACGCUGAUGGACAGUUCAACAGCUAAGGAUUCAUUUUACACCGUGUGAACUGCAGUGGAUGUGGGACAGGAAACAGAAAACACAAGAGCCAUCCAGCUCCAAGUCUCUGAGCUGUGAGGGCUCUCACCGUGCUCAUCUGCCCGUAAACAAACACAAGCACUCAAGCUUCUGCAUCCUUCUCAUGGUCGUUGGGCUGACUUCCUCUGCUGCGUCUCCUGUUCUCGUUCUUGACCAUGAAGAGGCCCAAGCAGCAGACGGGGCCCCUGAGUUUCCUAAACUUCUUCAGUCGAAAGCCCAAAUCGGAGCCAAAGUCCGAGAGGCCUGUGGAGGCCUGGCCCAAAGAGGAGGUGGCUAUAACCCUAACCCCGAGCGAGCAUCCAGAGCAGAAUCUCAGCGCUGCAGCAGAAGAUGCUGGAGAAUCAAGAGCCCCUGGAGCCGAAAGAGGAGACGGAGGAGAUCCACCAGCAGCAGCAGCAGCCGCGGUGGGCGAAAGCGAGGGAGCCGCAGGACAAUGUGUGGGCGGGGCCAGCAGCGGCUCCACCGGCGUCAUGUCCCUCUCAUCCUCCAGCCAGGAGCAGCUAUUGGAUGAACACUUGGAAGAGUGCCCGCUGUGCCUGCUGAGUCAACCGCGUUGCCACUUCCCGCGACUCACUUCCUGUUCCCACAGGGCAUGUUCCGACUGCCUCCGCCAGUACCUGCGCAUCGAGAUAUCAGAGAGCAGGGUGGGCAUCGCAUGCCCUCAGUGUCCUGAGACGCUAGCGCCACUGGAUGUUCGUGCCAUCCUGGAUGACCAGGCACUGCUGGAGAGGUUUGAGGAGUAUCAGCUGAGGCGGUUUCUCGCUUCUGAUCCUGAUACACGCUGGUGUCCUGCGCCUGACUGCAGCUAUGCAGUGAUCGCUAAUGGCUGCGCCGAGUGUCCAAAGCUGAGUUGUGGCCGCGAUGGAUGCGACACCGAGUUCUGCUACCACUGUCGGCAACUGUGGCACCCUAACCAAACCUGUGACCAGGCCCGGCGUCAGCGUGCUCGCCACACCUCAGGCAGCAAUGAUGCCUCCGCAAUGUACGUCUUCAAUGAAGAACCCGGAGGAGAUGCAGAGGAGAUCAAAGCGUGCCCUCGCUGUGGUGCCUACAUCAUGAAGACCAAUGAUGGCAGCUGUAACCGCAUGAACUGCACUGUAUGUGCCUGUCAAUUCUGCUGGCUGUGUAUGCAGGAGAUCACCGACGUGCACUACCUCAGUCCCUCAGGAUGUACAUUUUGGGGGAAGAAGCCAUGGUCUCAAACCCGCAAGGUACUGUGGCAGGUGGGCAUGUUGCUCGGAGCACCUGUGGUCAUCUCGCUUAUAGCGGGCAUUGCCAUCCCAGUCAUCAUUGUGGGCAUACCCAUCUACAUGGGCCGCAAGGUCCAUGGUCGUUGUAAGAAAAACAAUAUCUCAGGAAGUAAGCACUACUUGACUGUGGCAAGCGGGGUGAUGAUGUCAGUGUUUGUGUCGCCGGUCAUAGCAGCUGUCACUGUGGGUGUGGGUGUACCUCUAAUGCUGACUUAUGUCUAUGGGGUCGUUCCUAUGUCGCUCUGUAGGAACGGCUGGUGUCGAGCGCAGAGCGAGCCGCCUGAAGUUCAUAAAAUCCAACUCGAAGACUUGGCCAGCUAUCUUCUAUUCUCUCAUGUAGUCAGUGAUCACUGGACGGGUCAGAACAACCCAACGCUCAGUGACACCAGCGUCCAGGAAGUCAGAGUUAAUGUGCAGGAAGUCAGUGUCCUUCCAAGUACGAGCACCACGCCCCCAGAGCUCGAUCAAUAUGUGGCGUCGGAUGCAGCAACACAAUGCCAUGGUUACACCCAGCAGGACAGCCAGUCUGACUGCGAGGUGGUUAUUGUGCCUGAAAACAAGCUUGAUGACACAGAAGCAACUACUCUGAAGGAAGGAACUAAUAUUGAAGUCCGUGUGGAAAUUGAAACCCAUCCCAGAGGUGCCCGCCAGUCCAGCCUAAGUAGCAUCCUGUCUAGCCGAAGCCUGUCAGCAGAAUCACUGGGAAAAUCGCACUCCCAAGACUACCAGUGUGCCUCAGAACUGGAGGAAAGAAGGGAGGGGAGAGGGAGACAGCGGGGAGAGCAGGAGGGGAGAGAGAAACCGGGAGGGCCUGCAGGAGCGGACGAAGAGACAGUCCUCCACGUCUUCGAAAUAGUCGACGUAUGAGGUGCUGCAGUGCAGCUUUUGUACUUGGUUGAAGAUUCGGCCGGGUUUCGGGGGGGACGCCGAAAUCCGUGAGCUGACGUGCCACUGGGACUGACCACGAGAAUCAUCAGCCAAGGUGACCUUCUGCUUCCAAGACGGACCCUCUCACCAGAUGCCUUCUAGCUCCACCCCCUGAAGAAGAUGCAGUUCCGAAGAGAGAAAAUGAUAAAGAUUAAUGUGUGUUUGUGUGUGAAUGAGCGUAAGACUAUGAUAAAAUUACUGGAGGGCUAUGAACUGUUAGGCAGAAAGAGAGAGAGCAUGAUAGCUGUCUAGUUCAGACUGUUUCUUUUCUUUAUCCUUUUUUUUUUAAUCCUUUCUGAAACUACCUUGCUCUCCCCCAAUUAUAAAUCUAUUUCUUAAAUCCCUCUCUUCAUCCGGUUGUUUUGUUUUAGCCACCUUACCUCCCUCCUUUCUCUCCUGCACAACUAAAGAGACCAUUGCAAGCGUGAUUUCUUCUGUUUUGCAAGGGGAGACUGAGAAUCUAUUAACUGUAUUAUCAGUGAAGUAAUAUAAAAUCUUUCACAAGCCAUGCUGCAAAACAGGAGUAUUUUUUUUUCUAUCUGAAGUAAAAUUUCCUUGAUUUUUAAGAUGCAGUGCUCACAAAUGAAUUGUGCAACUUUAACAGAUGAUGCAUGCUGCACUGUUUGAUUAUUCUUGUGAAAGAAAAAUGCAAUGGAAAAUGAACCCGAAACAGUUUAAGCGCACACCUGUGGCUGCUGUUAUGUACUGGACUUAGACAUGCUCUGUGACAACGUGGCAGGGAUGAAGUUGACUAGAGGGCUUACAAGUACCAGGAAUUAUAACUUAUAAUCAGAUCUACAGUCUUCCAUGGAAAAAGUUGGUGGGGGAUAAAAAGUUUUGCAUCGUUCUAGUGCAGCUUUCAGCUUUUGAGGGGACGUCUCUUUUUAAAUCCUAGAGAGAGAUGUGUCUUUAGUUUGUUAAAAAUGCUCACCCUGAUGCAGGACCACAUUGCAAGCGAUGCCACAGUCUCAACUUUGAAAGCUUCAACAUUCAACAAAUCGGUGUGCAUCCACAAUAAAACACAUGCUGAGAGCAUUGAAAUAUAGACUAAAGUCUCUCUGAAGUAGUCACAGAGCACUGAAAUUACAACAGCAGCAUGCUACCGCAGCCUAAACUGUAAAAACAACCCUGGAGACAAUUUUGUGAGAUAUUCAUGACUAUAAAGUACAUGCACUGCUUUGCUUCAUGAGUGUUAAAUAACUGUGAGGUGAACUUGGAUUUGAAAUGAGAAAUUAUGUCGGGUUAUGUAGAAAAACUGAAUAAAGAGUUCACCUUGAAG